AUGCAGACCCGCAACCUUCUCGUGGCCGCAUCCCAGCUGGCUGUAAGCCUCGCUGUCCCGGCGCCAGUCCCCGGCUCUCCCUUCCCAGCGCAUCGCCUCUUGACCCGGGAGACGCAUUUCAAUGCCAGCCUCCCAAAUAUCACAAUCUUCGCCACGGGCGGCACCAUCGCCGGCUCCGCCUCGUCCAAUGCCCAGACAACGGGCUACCAGGCCGGCGCCCUCGGCGUCGAAGUCCUCAUCGACGCUGUCCCGGAGCUCUGGAACGUGUCCAAUGUGAAAGGUGUGCAGGUCGCCAACGUCGAUUCGGGCAGCAUAACACCCGAAAUCCUACUCAAUCUCACACGCAUGGUGCAGGAGGCCCUUGACGACCCGUACUGCCAGGGCGCCGUCGUCACACACGGUACAGACACCAUGGAGGAGUCUGCGUUUUUUCUGGACAUGACCGUCCAGACCGAGAAGCCCGUCGUGGUGGUCGGGGCCAUGCGUCCUGCCACAGCCAUCAGCGCCGACGGCCCCAUCAACCUUCUCGAGGCCGUCACCCUGGCCGGGAGCCCUGCCGCUAUGAACCGCGGCACCAUGAUCGUCCUCAACGAUCGCAUUGGCAGCGCUUUCUACACCACCAAGACGCACUCCAACUCCCUCGACACGUUCAAGGCGGUCGAGCAGGGCUAUCUGGGCUACUUCCUCGACAUCAAGCCCGUCUUCUACUACCCGCCGGCCCUGCCCCUGGGCCGCGCCUAUUUCGACGUCAGCGAGACCACGGAGCUGCCCGAGGUGGAUAUCCUCUACGGCCACCAGGCCCUGCAGCCCGCGCUCGCAACUGCUGCCGUUGAGGCUGGCGCCAAAGGUCUCGUGCUGGCUGGGAUGGGUGCGGGUGGGUGGACCACGCCCGGCCGGGACACGCUGAAGACGCUGGCCGAGGAGCAUGGCACGCAGAUUGUUGUUUCGAGCAGGACCAAGGGCGGGUUUGUCGACGAUAGCGAGGGCCUGAACACGUACGGCGGCUGGGCCUUGAACCCCGAGAAGGCGCGCAUCAUGCUUCAGCUCGCGCUGAAUGCUGGGUACUCGUCUGAGCAGCUUGAGAGCCUAUUCAAAUAUGCUCCUUGA
This is a messenger RNA of Diaporthe citri, 1107 nucleotides long. RefSeq lists its product as uncharacterized. The record is from RefSeq and is a predicted model, not a curated record. Lineage: Eukaryota; Fungi; Ascomycota; Sordariomycetes; Diaporthales; Diaporthaceae. Bases 1 to 1107 code for a protein of 368 amino acids. Gene Ontology annotation, molecular function: asparaginase activity. The transcript has a single exon.